Ectocarpus sp. CCAP 1310/34 is the source of this 323-nucleotide messenger RNA. Lineage: Eukaryota; Phaeophyceae; Ectocarpales; Ectocarpaceae. The record is from the annotation of a GenBank genome assembly.
AUCCUCAUUCAACGCGUCUAUGUGUCCGGCACUCCAACAUCACUCAACCCGUGGGGUUCCAGCAGCUAUCCCCACGCAACCCGUCUAUGUGUCUGGCAAUCUCAAACCUCCCCUUUCCGUGGGGUUUCAGUAUACAGCUAUAAUCACUCAACACGUCUAUGUGUCCGGCAAUCUCCUACAUCACUCAACCUGUGAGGUUUUCGUAAGCAAUCCUCACUCCACGCAUCCAUGCGUCACGCGUCUUUGGUAGCGCAUACUAUGGGGGCUAUAUUUGGGGUGGCGUGUUUUACAGCGCUUUGCCAACAGCGUCAACCCACUGAAGU